Molecule: messenger RNA, 2414 nt
Organism: Gossypium raimondii (Peruvian cotton)
Lineage: Eukaryota; Viridiplantae; Streptophyta; Magnoliopsida; Malvales; Malvaceae
Product: probable protein phosphatase 2C 27
Exons: 4
Coding region: 912-2060 (382 amino acids)
Biological process (GO): protein dephosphorylation
Molecular function (GO): protein serine/threonine phosphatase activity; cation binding
Source: RefSeq, a predicted model, not a curated record
UCGGCCCGCGACAGCUUAGAAGAUCCACCGGAUUACCUGGAAUCGCCGGUGACCAACCACAUAGCAUUAGCAACAAAGAACCAACAGCUACACCAAGUUUUUACCUUUGUUUUCCAUUCCCUCAUUUCUCUCUUUUCAACGCCCAUUGCCUUCUCUCUCUCUUUUUCUCUCUCUUGGAUCAACUCACCCAGAAAAAAUUACUAAAAAAAAGGGCAAAGGCAAAGGCAAAGCACAAAGAAUCGUCAUAUUUACCAUUUGUGAGAAUUUCGCUUAUUUUCUUUACAGUUUUCCCCUAUCCUUGGUUGGACCUUUAUUGUUUCUUUCCUUUUAUUGGUGCAAUUCUUCUUCAUUUCUUCUUCUCCUUCAAUGAAUAUCGUGAUGCUGUUGUUGGUUUCAUCUAUUUUUGGUAAAUUAAUCGAGUUCUGAUCUGGGGUUCUUUUUGGAGAGAUUCCGUCAAUUGCUUCAAGUGAUUAUAAAAAACCCAUAAUUUAGAUGGGCUGUUGGAUAGCUUGAUUCGGAGGUAAUUGAAGACUUAGUCAUCGUAAGUUUUGAGUUUUUCUUUUUCUGAUACCGUCUGGGUUAGGUUCGUUUGAUCUGGAAGUUGACCCCGGUUCUACAUAUUUUAGAAUUUUUACAUCUUUACCCAACGAAUUGGUUUCCUCAGAUUUUUGAAUUGUUGCCAAGGAACCCUAAUGCACAAAGUAUAAGAUUCCUUUAGGUUGGAAUUUCGUCGAGGCAUUUGAUUGCUUUGAGUAAUUUUAUCUGUCUGGUAAUAAACUUAAGAUUGGCUCCAAGCUUUGUUUGGAAGAUUUGUGACAAGUUGCUUCAGGAUUUGGUUGUGUUUUGAGAUAUUACUCCAAGAAUUUUAGAGAGGGUUGUUAAGAUCUUUAAUCUAUGGUUGAGUAAGGAAUAUGGCAGCAGAUAUGGAUUUUUCAACUCCAUGUGAAAUCGUAGAAGAUAGUUAUAGUAAGGAUAAUUUAUCAGACAUGGACAAUGAAAAUUUGGAUAAUGUAAAACGAGCCCCCCUUGGUAAACCUCCCCGCCACCUCUCAGUUAUGCGCCAUUCCAUGGGCUCAGCCAAGUUGAUUGCCGAGGCUAAUCUGGAAUUGGAUAUUGGUAUUAUAGUCCACAAAUCAUCUUCUGAUGAAAAGAACGAGUUUUUGCCAGUUUUGCGAUCAGGAAGUUGUGCUGAAAUAGGACCCAAACAGUAUAUGGAGGAUGAACACAUUUGCAUAGAUGAUCUUAUCGGACAUUUGGGGACAACUGCCGAGUUUCCUUCUCCUGGAGCUUUCUAUGGGGUUUUUGAUGGUCAUGGAGGAACUGAUGCAGCCUUAUUUAUCAGGAAGAAUAUCCUUAAGUUCAUAGUUGAAGACUCCCAUUUUCCAAUUUGUGUGGAGAAGGCAAUCAAGAGUGCUUUUCUGAAAGCUGAUUAUUCAUUUGCAGACGCCAGCUCUCUUGAUAUAUCCUCCGGCACCACUGCAUUAAUUGCACUUAUUUUUGGAAGGACCUUGAUAAUUGCAAAUGCUGGGGAUUGUCGAGCUGUGUUGGGAAGGCGAGGUAGAGCAAUUGAAAUGUCCAAAGACCACAAACCUAACUGCACAAGUGAAAGACGAAGAAUUGAGAAACUUGGGGGAGUCAUUUAUGAUGGUUACCUGAAUGGUCAACUGUCUGUGGCACGAGCACUUGGAGAUUGGCACAUGAAGGGGCCAAAAGGAUCUGCCUGUCCUUUAAGUGCAGAGCCAGAGCUGCAAGAGACAGAGUUAAGUGAGGAGGAUGAAUUCUUGAUAAUGGGAUGUGAUGGGCUGUGGGAUGUUAUGAGUAGCCAGUGUGCAGUGACUAUGGCAAGGAAGGAGCUGAUGGUUCAUAAUGAUCCUGAAAGAUGUUCAAGAGAGCUUGUGAGGGAGGCACUGAAACGCAACACUUGUGAUAAUUUAACAGUAAUUGUGGUUUGUUUCUCCACUGACCCUCCACCUCGAAUAGAAAUACCACAGUUCCGUGUUCGGAGGAGCAUAUCAGCGGAAGGGCUGAAUUUUCUAAAGGGUGUGCUGGAUAGUAACUGAUGAAACAGUGGAUAGAUGAAAAGAGGUUGUACAUGAAGGCAUUGGAGGGCAAAAUUGGCAGGCUGCAGGCUAACAUUCAAUCCUCCUUCAAGGACAUGCUUAUCAUGUGAUUCUUUAUGAGUUUCUAAAUCCUGUACAUCUGAGAUAACUCAUGUUGUACGGAUUGGCAGGAGUCGAUGGUCAACCAGUUUUUCCUUUUCUUUUCUUUUCUUUUUUUCCUUCAUCUGCUUACUCCUAUCCUAUCCUAUCCUGUGUAGAUAAACUGAACCCUGAGAUAUGUCGUAGCAGUUUUCAGUGAAUCAAAUAAUUGCUAUAAAUUCACCAUUGGUUUUAUAUAUAUUAUUGGUUAUUGAA